This is a messenger RNA of Pomacea canaliculata, 1211 nucleotides long. RefSeq lists its product as uncharacterized. The transcript is spliced from 2 exons. NCBI's taxonomy places the organism in Eukaryota, Metazoa, Mollusca, Gastropoda, Architaenioglossa, Ampullariidae. Gene Ontology annotation, molecular function: G protein-coupled peptide receptor activity. Bases 225 to 1211 code for a protein of 328 amino acids. The record is from RefSeq and is a predicted model, not a curated record.
UAGCAUUAUCUUCGAUAAUGAUCGUAAUUUUUAAGUCAUGUCUUGGGCACAUGCACAGAUUUAAAAAUAAUUUUCAUAAAAUUGCGAAGACAUGGCGCUACCGUGCGUACGUGCAUGAAUAUAUAAUUAUAUAUAUAUGUGGUAAUCAUAUCUAUACAUUCCAUCAGUUAUAAAACAAUGAGUAUAAAUGAGUAUAAAACCAGUAUGAGUCAACUGCUUUCGUAAUGUCUAGCCGAUUUUCAACCUCUGGACGAGGCCGUCUUUUUCGAAGUAAAGCCUCUGUUCAUGGCAGUGUCCUUAGCAAUGCCAACCGGAACUGGACAAACAAACAAAGAGAAUGCGUCUGUGACGGCGCAAACUGUUGUCAACAUGUCACGUGGGACAGUGUCCAAGGAGACCUACGAGGCGGUCAUCGCAUGGUGUUCUUAUCUCUUCAUUUUUCUGUCUAUCCUCACACUUGUCUGCAGUGUCUUCAACGCCAGGACUCUCAGCACCAAGCGCGCAACUUUGUGUACUACGUCAUCGGACUGUGCGUUUCCGACUUCCUUCAUGCGUUCUUUCGAAUCGCUUACGUCAUCCUGACGCAGUAUUGUCCAGAGUCCAGUCUGCCCGCCAGGGUUAUGCUGUAUUACGUACGUAACUAUGUGGGCAUCUCCGUGCAGCGGGCUGGCGUGUGGCUGAACGCCCUGGCCUGCUGCGAUCGCCUCUUGGCAGUGGCACUUCCCUUCAAAACAAGGAGCAAAGGUCAAAGGAAGCAUUCAAAACAAGUCCAAGGUCUUCGAGCUGCCCGGGGGCAUCAUAAAAACACCGACAGCACACACCAGCAUCCGUCAGACCUGGAUCCGAAGUCUUCUCGCUCGGAGGCUCAGAUCACCAAGAUGGUUCUCUUACUCACCUCGGCAUUCUUCUGCGUGGAAAGUCCGGUCACCCUCAACGCCAUGUUGGGAUCGCUGCUCCCGCAUUAUGGAUCAUACAAGCAAGAGAUGUACUUAUUUCGGGUGGUGGGAGAGUUGUUGAUGCUGAUCUUGUACCUCAAUCAACCCGUUCUCUUGCUUCUGAGUGCGUGCUACAGUGGACAGUACAGAAGGACGCUCCGACACGUGAUCUGCGCGUGUCCCGAACGAAUCGCUGCACGUGACAGGACAACAAAGGGACGACUAGAUGAGUCAACAUCUGCUCCAUCCUUGAGCAAGAUGACAUCAGGGGAGUAA